UCCCUGACAACUCCGACCAGUAUCCAGCGAACAUUGCCGGCCAAAAAUGGGUUGCAGGACAUGCGAGACGCCCAAAGUGAAUUAUAGGAAAGGCUUGUGGUCUCCUGAAGAAGAUCAGAAACUGAGGGAUUACAUGCUUAAGCAUGGGCACAGCUGCUGGAGUGCAGUUCCUGUCAAGGCUGGUUUGCAACGAAAGGGAAAGAGUUGCAGAUUGAGGUGGAUCAAUUACUUGAGGCCUGGAUUAAAGAGGGGAUUUUUUUCUCAAGAGGAGGAAGAAACAAUAAUGAACCUUCAGGCCAAGUUGGGCAACAAGUGGUCACGGAUAGCCAUGCAUCUGCCUGGAAGAACAGAUAAUGAAGUGAAAAAUUAUUGGAAUUCCUACUUAAAGAAGAAAGUGAUAAAUGCUCAAGGAUCAGAUCCUCAUGGCUCUGCAACAAAAUCACCAGAUUCGACCAAUCAAAGCCAAGUGACUCAUGCAGAGACCAUUUACAAAAUUUCAAGUUCUGAAUCCAUAGAGCCUCCUGGAUCAUCUACGAGAGAUUUAAGUCCAUCCAUGAUGCAUCGAAUGGAAUUUGGCUCCUUCAAAGGGGCAAGCCAUCAGCACUUCCCUAAGGUUUUUGCAGAUUGGCUCUCUGUCGACCAAGUCAUUGAUCAGAGCUCAGGGAGCUUUGUUCAUGCAAACACUCCAUGGAACUCCAACAACUCAAAUAUUGAUGAGGUCCUUAAGCCAGGGUCUUCCCAAGUUGUUGCAGACUCUAAGAGUGAUCUUCUCAGUGGAUAUGGAGAUUCUGGUAUUUAUGGUGAGCUUCAAGCACAACUUGAACCUGCUAGUCAGACUCUAGGAGAUGAGUUCUUUGAUCUUUUAUCCCUGGGGGAGAUUUCAGUCAGUCUUGACACGAACCAUGAUGUGCUAUUUUGAUCCAUUAGUGCAAAGGAUAUGUACCUAUUAGUGUGUGUGAAUAAGUAUGCUAUUCUUCUGCUUCACAAGUUGUUCUUGGAGUGACAAUUGGAAUAAGUUCUCACUGAAAGACAGAAAUAAGAGCAUCAUGGCCUUAAUGGUGUAGUUGUUCCAUAGUUGGCCAGAAAAAUUACCAUGUA
Messenger RNA from Elaeis guineensis (African oil palm), 1098 nucleotides. RefSeq names its product transcription factor MYB86. The record is from RefSeq and is a predicted model, not a curated record. Lineage: Eukaryota; Viridiplantae; Streptophyta; Magnoliopsida; Arecales; Arecaceae.